UAAGAAACGAAUCAAACUGCAAACCAAAUGAAACCAAAUCAAAUACAAGAAAAUCGGUGUUUCUUUGAGGCAGCGCGGUUGAGAAUUUAGUUGUUUGUCUGAAGAAAUUUCAUUUCGUUCGAAUCAGCGCAUUGGAGGAUUCGAAGCAAAUUUUAUGUAGUAGCUUCUUGUAAAAUUUCAUUUAAUGGGGAAGUCCAUACUGACGCCAACACAGAGAUACGCAGCGGGAGCACUGCUUGGUCUCGCCCUUUAUCAGGCUCAGAUUCACCAAACUCGCCCUUUGGGCUCUAUUCUUCAUGAGGACGAGGAGCCAACUGAUGAACGCGGGAGCAGCUGCAGUAGUAGUAGCGAUUCGAUUUCGGAGGAUCCUGACCUCUGGGUCCACGAUCACUCCGGUCUUCUUCGGCCUGUAUUCAGAUUCCUGGAGAUAGAUUCUCAAGCCUGGUCUGGACUCGAGGAAACAACUGCAUCCUCUCACGUCAGUCAUCAUGUUGGAGCUUUCUUGAGGCUACUCUCUGAAGAAAGUGAUGGAGAUUCUUCAGAAAGUAUGGAUCAAGAAGUUGCUUUGACAAAAGCUGUUGAUGCUAUGAUGAUGAGCAUUGAAAGCAGUCCUGUUUCUUCUGAGGCUAGUAGGGAGAAAAACCGUGAGUACGAAAAUGAAUGCCGUGAGAAAAUUUCUACUGGUGAGAAGCAACUAAGUUCUGAACCAGCAAAUAUGCCUGCCGAAAACUUGUCUAACACAUGUACCAGAAAAUUGGAAACACCAGAUGGGCCUGAGAGAAUAUGUAAUGAGAAACCCAAGGAAGAGGGACUACUGCUCAGUUACCAGCGGAAAGUGGCAGUUCUUUAUGAGCUUCUUUCUGCUUGUGUAGCGGAUACACCUGAAGAUGACAAGAAACGCUCGCGAGUCAGAAAAGGCUAUGAUGCUCGACAUCGGGUGGCCCUACGGUUGCUGGGAACAUGGCUUGAUGUGAAGUGGACAAAAAUGGAAGCCAUGGAGAUUAUGGUUGCUUGCUCUGCAAUGGCUUUAGCAAAAGAUGGAGAAGCACAGAAGGAACAAGCCAAAGCUUCAGAAAGCAGUUGGGCCAAAUGGAAGCGUGGAGGUAUCAUUGGUGCAGCUGCGUUGACUGGAGGAACUUUGUUGGCUAUCACUGGUGGUCUAGCUGCUCCAGCAAUUGCUGCUGGUUUUGGUGCUUUAGCUCCUACAUUGGGUACUCUUGUUCCUGUGAUUGGAGCAAGUGGGUUUGCUGCAGCUGCAACUGCUGCAGGAUCUGUUGCUGGAUCUGUUGCUGUUGCUGCAUCAUUUGGUGCUGCCGGAGCUGGACUUACUGGGAGUAAAAUGGCUCGGAGGAUUGGUAACGUUGAUGAAUUUGAAUUCAAGGUUGUUGGAGAAAAUCAUCAGCAAGGGCGGCUGGCUGUUGGCAUCAUGAUCUCUGGAUUUGUUUUUGAGGAAAAUGAUUUUGUAAAGCCUUGGGAAGGACUAGAUGACAAGUUGGAGAGGUAUGCGCUACAAUGGGAGUCCAAGAAUUUGAUUGCUGUAAGCACUGCAAUCCAGGAUUGGUUAACUGAAAAACUUGCAUUGCAUAUGAUGAAACAAGGUGCCAUGAUGACUGUACUAAGCACGCUUCUAGUUGCAUUGGCGUGGCCGGCAACAUUACUUGCAGCAACUGAGUUUAUAGAUAGCAAAUGGACGAUUGCAGUUGACAGAUCAGACAAAGCAGGAAAGAUGCUUGCUGAAGUGUUAGUCAAGGGAUUGCAAGGGAACAGACCAGUGACACUCAUAGGUUUCUCGCUGGGGGCGCGAGUAGUUUUCAAAUGUCUUCAGUGCUUGGCCGAGAAUAAAGAUAAUGUUGGAAUUGUAGAAAAGGUUGUUCUUCUUGGAGCACCAAUACCAAUUCAAAAUGAAAAUUGGGAAACUGCUAGAAAGAUGGUGGCUGGCAGAUUUAUUAAUGCUUAUUCAACAAAUGAUUGGAUACUUGGAAUUGCAUUUCGUGCAAGUCUACUUACUAAGGGGUUAGCUGGAAUUCAACCUGUCAAUGUACCUGGGAUUGAGAAUGUUGAUGUUACAGAACUCAUUGAAGGCCACUCAUCUUAUUUAUGGGCAACACAACAAAUCCUGGAACACCUUGAACUGGAUACAUAUUACCCUGUUUUCAGGAGCUCUUCUGCCAAAUCCGAGGAAGAAAGAAGCAGAGAUAUCUAAUAUUUGCUUGUCUCAAUCAAUUUCCUGCUCAGGCCUGCCCAGAAAUUUACUCUUUCUUUGGGUCGAUGAGGUUGCUUAGCAUGAAGAAUCUUUGACCUGAUCAAGAAUGCCAAUAGUAACAAGUUUGAUCUGUCAGCAUCAUGACCCUUACCUAUAUUUCUUCUCUGUUAUCUAUCAUCAUUUUGUUCUGCUGCAAUCAAAUGGAAGCUGUUAGCUGUCUAGUCAUUUGAGUUUUCACGUGCACCUGGUUGGCUGCCUCAGAAUGUGAGAUA
Telopea speciosissima is the source of this 2475-nucleotide messenger RNA. RefSeq names its product transmembrane and coiled-coil domain-containing protein 4-like. Lineage: Eukaryota; Viridiplantae; Streptophyta; Magnoliopsida; Proteales; Proteaceae. Bases 185 to 2203 code for a protein of 672 amino acids. The transcript is spliced from 15 exons. The record is from RefSeq and is a predicted model, not a curated record.